Lotus japonicus is the source of this 821-nucleotide messenger RNA. RefSeq lists its product as uncharacterized. The transcript has 2 exons. The record is from RefSeq and is a predicted model, not a curated record. The coding region runs from base 108 to 641 and encodes 177 amino acids. NCBI's taxonomy places the organism in Eukaryota, Viridiplantae, Streptophyta, Magnoliopsida, Fabales, Fabaceae.
UGUUGAUAUUUAAAAUUGAAAGGGGGAAGACUCGAGGACGAAACAUAGCAGCAUCAUCGUUACUCUCUAGCACUUUGCCACCGCCACUAUUCUCCUUCUCUCAAUCCAUGGCAGCAAACGCGCCUCACGCGCUGUUCAUCGUCGCAACCAUCUUCACCCUCCUCUCUUCAUCUCUCACCCUCUCCACCGCCGAAGAAACGGCCUACGACAUCCUCCCCAAGUACGGCCUCCCCAGCGGCCUCUUACCGGACACCGUCACCGGGUACACCCUCUCCGACGACGGCCGAUUCGUCGUCAAUCUGGCCAAGACGUGCUACAUCAAGUUCGACUACAUGGUUUACUACGAGAAGACCAUCACCGGUAAGCUCAGCUACGGCGCCAUCACCGACCUCAAGGGGAUACAGGUCCAGCGGUUGCUGAUUUGGUUCAACGUUGACGAGAUCAGGGUCGAUUUGCCUCCUUCUGAUAGUAUCUACUUCCAGGUUGGGAUCAUCAACAAGAGGCUUGACAUUGACCAGUUCAAAUCUGUUCGGUCUUGCCGCAAAUCCCUAGCUUCUUCUUCCCCUUGCCAUGGAAAUCCAAUCACAUCAUCAGUGCUUCCUGAACCAGUGAAGGAAAUUCCGAUGCUUCUCACGGAGUAGAUGUCAUUUGAUACUGCAGUUUUAUGGCUUGAUGAAAUGACAUUUUAAUCUGUCAGUGUACUACUAUUGCCUCGCAGAGUCAACACUCACCAUUGUGAGUCUGGUUGCGUUAUGUAAUAUCCUUAUGAAACCCUUGAGAACCUAUAAAGUAUAUAUGUAAGUUCUGAGAUUUCAAUUUCA